AUGGUGUACACAAUUUACGAGGGCUUUGUUCUCCAGACCAAGCGAGCUUUAACCGCACUUUCGCAUAUUCUUCACAAAGCCGAGGAGGCGCCCAACGCUUCCAAUCUUCCGUCCUGUCGACUCCACAAUGACAUGAAAUCACUUAGCUACCAAGUGUUCGCGGCAACCAUGCAAACACGGCUCGCUCUGGCUAAGCUGACAGCCAAACCAUUCCCAACGGAUGACACGAGUCAGGACGUGGUCUACACAUUUGCGGAAAUGUACGCUCGCAUCGACAAGGCGCACCAGGCCCUCGACACGGUUGACAAAGACUUCAUCCUCGAACAUUGCGAGACCGUCAGCCCCACGCCUCUGGGAGGUAAUACACAACUCUUGUCUGGGAUUGCAUUCGCGUGCAUUAUGCAGGCUAAUAUCUUCUUUCAUGUAACUACUGCCUAUGGCAUCUUGCGCAAGGAAGGCGUGCCUCUAGGCAAGGUGGAUUAUAUUUUACCUUUUAUCACUUCCUAA
Messenger RNA from Penicillium roqueforti, 507 nucleotides. RefSeq names its product DUF1993 domain-containing protein. Bases 1 to 507 code for a protein of 168 amino acids. The transcript has a single exon. The record is from RefSeq and is a predicted model, not a curated record. Lineage: Eukaryota; Fungi; Ascomycota; Eurotiomycetes; Eurotiales; Aspergillaceae.